Messenger RNA from Nerophis ophidion (straightnose pipefish), 7569 nucleotides. RefSeq names its product cingulin b (gene cgnb). The record is from RefSeq and is a predicted model, not a curated record. Bases 191 to 3682 code for a protein of 1163 amino acids. Gene Ontology annotation, cellular component: myosin complex. The transcript is spliced from 21 exons. NCBI's taxonomy places the organism in Eukaryota, Metazoa, Chordata, Actinopteri, Syngnathiformes, Syngnathidae.
GGAGGCGGGGCCACGGAGAGCAGGCGUGUUGGCAACAGGUUGCUCUGGUAGCGAAGAGGGUAUGCAAAAAUACGCGCUCUCUUUUCUGGUGAACUAAACGUCUCAUCCUGCCAACGAGACGGAGGAAGGUCUUUCUGCUUAGGACUUGGAUCAUCUGCGAGGUGAGCUCUGCACCAAACGAGAAGUGGACAUGAGCACUCUCUCUACGGACAGGAAGCCGCUUGUGGACUACGGCGUCCAGAUCCGCUUCAUAAAGGACCUCCAAGACACGGGCGGCGCCUCGCCGGACAAGUCCAGAGGAAACAACAACAACCAUACGGCCACCGCUCAUCCAGGAAGCAAAUAUGGGGUGGCCGUCCGUGUUCAGGGGAUCUCCGGACAGCCGUACGUGGUCCUGAAUAACAGCGCCAAAGGGGAUUCUUACGGCGUUCAGCUGAACACGCCGACUGCCAGCGCGGCACCCCAGUCACCGUACAAGAGCGCCCCCAAAAGUAAUGAAGCCGAAGAAGUCGUGAACGCCUCACACUCCCCUGUUUCUCCAACUGAGGACGAGGAGGUCUACCGGAGCCCCCUUCGAAGACCCCCAGGGGACGGCCAAGCCGGAGGUCAAGGCGAGGACGAGGGCAGGACUGUCAAAGAGGGGAGGUCCAAAGCUGAACCCCAAGUCAAAGCGGCUGCGAGUGAAGUACAGACAAAACAGGAAAGUACAAGUAAAGAAGAGUACAAUGAAGCCGGUUUAAAACCAGUCAAGGUGAACGGUGCUGGUCCCAGAGGGUUUAAACAGAACGGUUUCAUUGGUACCCAGCAGGGUGCAGACUCUGCUGCGCAGUCCAUCUCCAGACCCUCGGCGUCCACGGACGAGAAGCCAAUCGACACCAACUCUCUGGCUCCUAUCAACAAGCUUAUCCGCAAGUUUAACAACAAGACGCCCGGUAGCGGCCCCCAGGCGAGGGGGCGCACCGGCGCCAGACACCAUCUACGCUUGGACGAACGCAAGCGCUCCAGAAGCCUGGACGCGAGAAAGGAGAAUCCCCUUCCCUCGCCUCCGUCACCGACUUUCAACCCGUACGCUUCCACCUCAUCUAACUUGUCAUCCAGAGCUGGUUUGGGACGGGACGCCGCACCGGUUGUCAACAAGGCCGCAGCUCCAGAGUCCCUGAAGCAGAGUUUGACGUCAUCAGGGAUGACCUCGAAGGAGGCCGCCCCCGUCAUUGCCAGAAAACCUGAGAUACCACCGAGGAGUUUAUCCCAAAAGGCCAACACUGGGGACGAGGCUCAAGUAAAGCAAGCGAUUUACAGCAUUCUCAAAGUGGGCACCACCGAAAGUGACUCAUCCCUCAAAAGGAAGACCGACCUUGUCUACGAGACCACCAGCAAUUUAAAGAGGGCAGGACCUGAUGGAAAGCAGAUACAAUUGACCCUGGCGGAGCUCGAGGAGCAACUCGGUCAAUGCAAGAACCAACUGCAGCGCGCCCAUGAAGAGCAGGCCGAGGAGCGCAUCACCAGGGAGAUGUGCGAAUCCCGCAUGCGUCUACAAGAGGAUCAGCUGGCCGAGCUUCAGGAGGAGCUGAGGAGGGUUUCCGAAAGGGCGCCACCCUCAGACUCACUGAGGACGGACUUGGUGACCCUGCAGGCCGACCUGGCCGAGGCGGCCAUGUUGCGCCAUCACCAGGAUGAGAUUUUGCGGCAACGGGACCGCGAGCUGACAGCCCUGAAGGGGGCGCUGAAGGAGGAGGUGGAGUGUCACGACCGGGAGAUGGACACCCUGAGGGAGCAGUACAGCGUGGACAUGCACAACCUGAGAAAGACGAUGGAGCAGGUGACACAGUCGCAGGAGGAGAUCGAGGAAGAGCGGGAGCGGGUCAACGCCUCCUUGCUCACUUUGGAGGAGGAGCUGGACAGCUGCAGAGACCAAGGCGAGCAGUGGAAGUCCCAGCUGGAGACCACCUCACAGGAGCUGCACCUUACCAAAGACAAGAAGGCGACGCACUCCGGCAGUCAUAUGCUGCUCCAAUGUCACCAAGAGAAGGAGGAGCUUGAGAGCAAUCUAAAGGAAGUCCAGGAGUCGCUGUUAGCCGUGCACAAGCAGCAGAUGCCUGCAUCGUCAGUAGAGGAACUUCAGCGUUGCCACGACGACCUGCACCGGGCCCGGCUGGAUGCAGACCAACACAAGGACGCCCUCGACAAGAAGAGCGAGGCCCUUGACGCCGUGAGGAAAGCCAGCGGCGAGCGCGAGGCGGAGCUCCUGUCUGAAAUUGGCAAGUUGAAGGAGCAAAAGGCCGAGCUGGAAAAGACCCUCGAUAAGGCAAAAGAGGCACCACUUUCUGCAGGAAGGACUGCAGUGGACCACAGCAGCAACGUGGAGCUCCAGGAGGCGAACUCUCGCCUCAGAGAGAGGCUCGCCCGCAUGAGGCAGCACUCUAGCAUGACCAGAAGCCCCGAGGCUGAGGAGGCCAUAGAGGCCCUGGAGGACGAGAACCGUGCCCUCAAGUCCCAGCUCGAGGAGGUCAAGCGCAGCGCCUCCCGCCUGGGCAAGGAGAAGGACGAGAUGAGUCGGCGGCUGGAGGAGAGGGACCUGGAGAGGGAGGCGCUGCGGCGGGGCAAGACUGAGCUGGAGGAGCAGAAGAGGCUCCUCGACCGAGCUCUGGAGAAGAUCACCAAAGAGAUGGAGACGAUGAUGGGGGAGUCCCGCCAGUCGGUGGUGGUGUUGCAGACGCAACUGGAUGACUACAGGGAGCGCUCCAGGAAGGAUUUGUUGGAGGCGCAACGCAACAACAAGGACAAGCUGGCUGAGCUGCAGAGGGCCCAGAGCAACUGCAAGACCCAACAGGAAGAGGUGUCCCGUCUCAAGAAGGAGCUCCUGACGUGCAGCGAGGAGCGAGACAGCGCCCAGCUGGAGAGAGACCUUCUCAACAACCGCCUCAAACACUUGGAGGGCGAGCUGGAGUCAGAGAAGGGCAGCCAGACGGAUCGCACCCGUGAGAUCAGGGGGCUGGAGGAUAAAAUAAAGACACUGGAGAUAGAGUUGGAUGAGGAGAAGAGCAGCGUGGAGCUUUUGAAUGAUCGCAUCACCCGUAGCAGAGAUCAGGUGGACCAGCUUCGCUCCGAGCUGAUGCAAGAGCGCUCUGCCCGACAUGACCUGGAGAUGGACAAAAGUGCGAUUGACAGACAGGUGAAGGAGCUUAGGUCCCGCUUGGCUGACAUGGAGGGACAAACUCGGCCAACGGCCGGCAUUGCCAUCUUGGAAAGCAAAAUUCUGGAGUUGGAGGAGAGGCUGCGCAGUGAAGAAAGAGAGAAGAGCGGCAUCCAGGCCUCUCACAGGCGAACCGAGAGGAAACUGAAGGAGUUGAACGCCACGCUAGACCAGGAGAGGAGCCAGCAUGUCGAACAGAAGGAUCAGCUGACCCUGCGGGUGAAGGCCUUGAAACGGCAGGUGGACGAGAGUGAAGGCGAGGUGGAGCGUCUGGAGGGAGUGCGCAGAAAGGUCCUCAGGGAGCUGGAGGAGCAGCAGGAGCUUCAGGAGGCCAUGCAGGCCAAAGUCUCAGCGCUGGAGUCCGAAUUAAAGAGGUGGAGAGAGUCAGCUCCUUCAAGUUCCUCGGCACCCUCAUAUCUGCUGACCUGUCCUGGACCCAAAAUACAACUGUGGUCAUCCGGAAGACCCAGCGGGGACUUCAUUUCCUGAGGGUGCUAAGGAAGAACAGACUGGAGAGGCAACUGAUGGUGACCUUCUAUCGCUCGGCUGUUGAGAGCCUGCUGACGUACUGCAUAACAGUGUGGUACGCCAGCUGCACUGAAGCAGACAAACAGGCAAUUCAGAGGGUCAUAAAGUCUGCACAAAAAAUCAUUGGCUGCCCCCUGCCCUCUCUGAAGGAUUUACAUAACUCCCGUUGCCUCAAGAAAGCAAAAACCAUCACCAAAGACAGCACACACCCUGGCUUCCACCUGUUUGACCUGCUACUAUCGGGCAGGCGCUACAGGUGCAUCAGAGCCAGAACAAACAGGCUCAGAGACAGCUUUUAUCCCCAGAGCUGUCACCAUGUUGAACUCUAACUUAUACUACUAAUAAUUCACCCCUGUACAAUAUUCUGCCCUAAUACCCUACUGUGCAAUACUACACUUCCAGUGCAAUACGUCCGACACUGAUUGUUUUUUAUUACUUCUGUACGCUUGUCUUGUUCUGUAUAUUGUACAGUAUUUUGUAUUUCUACAGUGUUUUGUUUAUUGUACAGGAUUGCUGGUUAUUUUUAUUGGAUAGUAGUCUGUUUAUUUCAAUUGUUAGUUUUUCCUUUAUUACCUCUUGUGUUAUUUAUUUUAUCCCAUAUUAGUUCCCACAACCGCACCUUAAGUUGGAGUCUUUAAUCUUGUUAUAUGCAAAUAUAAUGACAAUAUGGUCCAUUCUUUUCUAUUCUAUUCUAUUCUAUAUUGGCCCCCAAAUCAUUUAACAAGUACAGGAAUAGCUAGCCUAGCUUGAGUGGAAGUCUGCUGGAGUAGUCUACAGUCUUACAGUAACAAGCAAUUACACCUCUAUUAAACUUAAAUACCGUAGAUCAAAGAUAUUUACCCCAGUAAUAUCAUUAAAACUUACCUGACUGGAUGAAGUCCUUGCGCUCAAAUAUUAGUGUGGCCUCAAUAGCCCUGCUGUGGUGUGUAGCAUGCUGGGAAUUAUCUGUGCAUGUAAUGGAGGAAUGCACAAUUCUACUGAAUUUCCAUUAGAUCAGGUUGUUUUAGCCAAUAAUCAUGCUGCAAGAUCUAGAAUAUUGCAUUCAAUGUUUAUUCUCAUUAAUUCACGUUAAUUCCGAUAAAUUCCCAUGUAAAGUUUCCAACUUAAAUAUUCCCGGAAUUUUGCAACCCUACAUAUGAUUUUAUUGACCUGCAAAAGGCUUUCGAUACCAUUGACCACCAGAUUUUGGUAAAUAAACAGGAAAAACUACGGCAUAAGGGGAUUGGCAGGGAAAUGGCUGGAGAGCUACUUGAAUGAGAGACAGCAGAUUGUUCAGAUGGACCAACAUCAAUCUACACUCAUGAACAUAACCUGUGGAGUCCCCCAGGGGUCGAUACUGGGACCCACACUAUUUAUUAUAUAUAUCAACGAAAUAUGUCAAGUAUCAACUCUGCUGAUGAUACAACCAUUACAUGUGCAGGUGACGACGUGAAGCAACUUCUGGCCUCUGUAACUGAGGAGAUGAUAAAGUUAAAAACUUGAUUUAAUACAAACAAAUUGUCUCUGAAUUUAAAGAAGACCAAAAUAAUGCUCUUUAGCAAUUGCAAAAGUAAUAUACCGAUGAGGAUUGUUAUUGAUGAUACACCAGUAGAAUAUGUUCAACAAAAUUCUUUCUUAGGAGUAGUAAUAGAUGAAAAUAUCUCAUGGAAGCCUCAUAUAAGUUACCUGAGGACAAAAGUUGCUAAAUGGUCUCUGCUGUUAUUGUUUCAUUCAUUUAUUAUGUCAUAUUUAAACUAUUGUGUUGAAGUCCGGGGAAAUUGUUAUAAAUCACAUCUACAGCCUUUAGUCACUCUGCAGAAAAAGGCCAUCAGGAUUGGGUCCAAAGUUCACUACAGAUAUCAUUCAAAUCCACUAUUUAUGGACUUUAAGCAACUUAAACUGAACGAUGUGAUCAACUUUAAAACUGCUCAAAUUAUGUUUAGGGCAUCCCAAAACUCUCUACCAUCCAAUAUACAGAACCUAUUCCAUGAUAGAGAUGAUCACCAUAAUUACAGUUUAAGAGGAAACAACAAAUUUAAAUUUGCCUAAAAUUAGAACCACUUUAAUAUCAAUCUGCAUUUCAGUGCGUGGAGUCACUCUGUGGAACAACUUAGGGCAGGGGUCGGGAACCUUUUUGGCUGAGAGAGCCAUUAAAGCCAAAUAUUUUAAAAUGUAUUUUCGUGAGAGCCAUAUAAUAUUUUUUAACACUGAAUACAACAAAAAAUCGAGCAUUUUUAAGUAAGACCAACAAUUUUAAAGUAUAAUAAGUCUCUUAUUCUUUUUAAUAAGAUUUUUCUUCUGAAGUUAACCAACAAUAAUUAAAAUACUUCUUACCAUUAAUGCGACUUCAUGAACAGGUAUGGUAGAAAACGUUUGGAUGGCUUAAAAUGCAUGAGAAUGUUUUUUAUUUUGAAUGUUAUUUUUAACACUGAUUAUUUUAUAAUAGUUUUGUCUAUAUUGUCACACAACUUUUAUGCUUAAGGGCCGUUGCUAUAAUUAUUGUCAAUUGUGCUGAAGUGGUAUUUUUCUUUGUCUGUGCAAAGCUGGGAAUCCAAAAGCUUGCCUGCCAGUCUGGUAUUAGUGUCUAUGUCCAGGAACGGCCUGCUAACUGCCAAUGCCGAACACCGCCGUGACGUAGACAGAGCAGAGAGACAAGGCGAUAUCACCAGCGUCAACACAUUUGCAUUUUUGUAUAACCAUAUAUUGUAUCUAACUAGAGUUGUCGAGAUUACCCCUUUCCCUCAGCGACAGCUUCAGGCUGUUUAAUAAAUGUCAUCAGUGUUUGAACCUGACAGACUACCAGCGGAUAUAUUCAUUUCUUAUCGUGUUAAUCAAUGUCAGCUAAGAUUCAUCUGAGAGCCAGAUGCAGUCAUCAAAAGAGCCACGUUUGACUCGAGAGCCAUAGGUUCCCUACCCCUGACUUAGGGGAUAAGUUAAAAACGUGUUCUAGCAUGAUUCAAUUCAAAACACUGUUUAAAAAAGAAGUACUGAAGAAAUACGAGGUGGAAAGAGAGUGAUGCCCUCAGCACAGAGCGAUGGGAGAGUGGUGUAUGGUCAGAGAGUGUUUGGGGUGUGUGUGUGUGUGUGUGUGUGUGUGUGUGCGUGUGUGUGUGUGUGUGUGUGUAUAGAGUAUUGUUCUUGUAUUAUAUUGUUUAUGUUAAAUGUGGAAUGAGUGAGAGGUGUUGGGAUAUUAUUAGCAUCUGCUUCAUCCAACCCCUUUUCAAGCCUUGCAUAAAUAUCUCUGCCAAAAUGUAAAAAAAAAGUGUUUAGUUGUACUGUGCAGGUUUGAAAUGAAUAUUUCAAUUCAAUUCAAUUCAAUUCAACUUUUAAUCAGAUUAAUCACACUUUUGAAUUUGGAUUGAUAAUGAUUAAUCACAGUUGCUACAAAAAUAUCGCUAAACUUAUCUGUGGUACCUUUGUUGACCACAUUGCCGCUGGGUGAACUCCACCAGCGUUUUUUGUUGUCUGUCUACUAUAGCAUAGAUCAGGGGUCACCAACCUUUAUGAAACCGAGAGCUACUUCUUGGGUACUGCUUAAUGAGAAGGGCUACCAGUUUGAUACACACUUAAAUAAAUUGCCAGAAAAAGCCAAUUUGCUCAAUUUACCUUUAAUGAAUAUAUAAAUGGGUAUUUCUGUCUGUCAUUCCGUCGUACAUUUUUUUCCUUUUAUUGAAGGUUUUUUGUAGAGAAUAAAUGAUGAAAAAAAACCACUUAAUUGAACGGUUUAAAAGAGGACAAAACACAAAAAAAAUGAAAAUUAAAUUUUGAAACAUAGCUUAUCUUCAAUUUCAACUCUUUAAAAUUCAAAAUUCAACCAAAAAAAAAUGAAGAGAAAAACUAGCUAAGUCGAAUCUUUUUGAAAAAAUUAA